AUGUUGCCGCGAUUAUUACUGCAAUUACUUCCAUUGACAUUAUGCCGUAGCGCUCCCCUCGAUUUACCACAGAAGAAGUUUCCGACAGCUAUAAUAGUCGGAGUGAAGAAGGCUGGCACUAGAGCUCUGCUAGAAUUCUUACGAUUGAAUCCUCAUAUUCAAGCCCCUGGUCCAGAAGUGCAUUUCUUCGACAAGAAUUAUCACAAGGGAUUGGAUUGGUACAGAGAACGAAUGCCUCUAACAUCUCGCGACCAAAUGACAAUCGAAAAAAGCCCAGCCUACUUCCAUAGCAAGACAGCUGCUGAACGAAUACGUGCCCUCAAUCCUGCAAUGAAAAUCGUCAUAGUGGUUCGAGAUCCCGUUAUGAGAGCAAUAUCAGAUUAUACGCAAGCUUCAUCGAAGCGAAGAGCGCCAGCAAUGAUGCCAUCUUUUGAGGAGAUGGCCAUUGGCAAUUGUGCACCAUGGCUGAAAACAAAUUGCUCCUUGAAAGUCGGUGGCGUUAACGUUGGAUGGGGUGCAAUACGGAUAGGAGUGUAUCACAAGCACAUGAAAAGAUGGUUGGACAACUUCCCUAUGGACCAAAUCCACAUCGUCGAUGGAGAGCGACUAGUCGCACAACCUGCUCUGGAGGUCAGCAGUACUGAGCGGUUCCUUGGACUUGAUCCAGUCGCGAAACCAGAAAAUUUUGCUGUCGAUCCAAUCAAGAAAUUCCCUUGCGUUCGCCGACCCGAUGGUAGUCUGCACUGCUUGGGCAAAACGAAAGGCAGGAAACAUCCAGCGAUUCAACCUGAAGUCUUCCGAAUGCUGAAGCGAUUCUAUGAAAGCGAGAAUCAAAAAUUCUUUCGACAAAUCAAUCGAUCGUUUGCAUGGUAG
Cylicocyclus nassatus is the source of this 873-nucleotide messenger RNA. Lineage: Eukaryota; Metazoa; Nematoda; Chromadorea; Rhabditida; Strongylidae. The record is from the annotation of a GenBank genome assembly.